AUGGAUUCAUCACUUCGACAGCGUUCAGCUGCCAAUGAAGUUACUGACCACAUCCGUCAGUUCAACUCUGGCAAUUACGAAGAUGAACAUUCCAAGAGGAAAGGCAAAAUUUUUUACCAAAAUCAUGUGAAUGGACUUACUUUGAUUCCUCUGCUACUUUUGUUACAUGCCAUUUUGACAUUUUUUGUUCAUAAUAGAUUGAAUAGUUUUCCACAACCUCUGACAAUCAGGGGAUCAGAACCAUCAGACUUUGUGGAAGAAAGAGUUAGAGUUACCUUGGAUUCUCUGGUCAGUCUAGGACCCAGAGUAACUGGCAGUGAUGCCAAUAUUAAAGCAAGAGAUGUCAUUCUUGGAGUUAUUGAAGAUGUCCAGAGAAAUUCAAAUAAUGUGCAUCAAAUAUCUAUAAAUCAGCAAACAGUUGAUGGAGACUUUGCAAUAGAUUUUCUAGAAGCUGGUCAUUUUACCAGUGCCUAUAAAAAUAUCCAUAAUAUUAUGGUCAAGUUGACAGCAAAGGACAAGCCUUCUAAUCACAGUUUAUUGGUAAAUUGUCACUAUGAUUCAGUUCAUGCCAGUCCAGGAGCAAGUGAUGAUGCUGUUAGUUGUUGUGUCAUGUUAGAAUUACUUCGUUCCUUUUCUCAACACAAUCAGGCAUUUCGCCAUAAUGUCAUCUUUCUUUUUAAUGGAGCAGAGGAGAAUGUUCUUCAGGCUAGUCAUGGUUUUAUUACUAAACAUAAAUGGGGAAGUUCAAUUCGUGCAUUUGUUAAUUUAGAGGCUACAGGAGCUGGUGGCUGGGAGAUGGUGUUUCAGACAGGUCCCGAGAACCCUUGGUUGAUACGAAAAUACAUUGAUUCUGUAAAAUAUCCCUCAGCUAGUAUAUUUAGUCAGGAAAUAUUUCAAACUGGAAAAAUUCCUGGUGAUACAGAUUUUAGAAUAUUUCGAGACUAUGGUAACAUACCAGGUAUUGACAUUGCUCAUAUUAAAUAUGGUUACGUCUACCAUACACCCAAUGAUUUACCCAGAUAUAUACAACCAGGCUGUAUUCAGAGAGGAGGGGAGAAUUUAUAUAGUUUGAUUACAUCGUUAAUAUCUGGUGAUGAAUUAGUAGAUCCAGGACCCCAGAAACAUGGCACUGUGGUAUUCUAUGAUUUUAUUGGUUAUUUUAUGAUAUCUUAUCCAAUGAGAAUGGCUGUUAUAUUGAAUGUUGGAAUCGCAAGUCUGUUUCUGUUGGUUAUAAUCAGAAAGGUCAAGGGACAUAAUCAUAUUGGUGAAAAUGGUAUACGGUAUAUAAAAGACCUAGUAGUAUCUACAGUACUGGUGUUUUUAACCUGGGUGGUUAUAAUAGCCACUAAUAUUGGUCUGGCUAGACUAGUUACUGUAUUAGAUAAAGAUAUGUCAUGGUUUACCAAUAUUAGUAAUAUUAUAUGGUUAUAUAUUCUACCUCCUAUAGUUUCUGUGUUAUCUUUACAUUACUGCCUAAAAAACACUUUUUAUAGGACAAGUAAUGUAUGGUAUAUAGAGAGUUUGUUUCAUGAGGCCAAUAUGUUAUUAUGGUGUAUAAUUUUAUUAAUAUUAACUUAUUGUAAUAUAGCCUCAGCCAGUGUUUUACUGUUUAUAAUCGUAUUUCCAUUAUUGAUUCGAAAUCAAGUCUUUAAUUUUCAUUUUAAAGAGAAGAAUGAAUGGUAUACCCCAAUACAUAUAUCUUCUCUAUUGAUACCAACUCUUUAUAUUAUAUAUUUAUUCAAUAAUCUAAUUGGUUUAGUAAUACCCAUAAUGGGACGCAGUGGUACUGAUAUAAUUCCAGACCAAACUGUAGCAAUUCUAUUAUCUGUUCCUUUACUCCUUAUUCUAUCUUAUAAUUGUGGUGUAGUAUAUGUUUGUUCUAAUAUAGGAAAAUGUAUAAUAUUAUUAUCAGUUAUCUCAUUAACUGGAAUAGCAGCUUUUGUUUUUACCUCCCAUGGAUUCCCAUUCUCAUCGAAUGUAGAAGAUGGAUCGAUGCAGAGAGCUUACUUUACUCAUUAUGACAGAAUUGAUCAUAAACUAAACAGUGAACCAACAUUUGAUAAUUCUUAUUUCUGGCAUGUACAGCUAGAUUAUAAAGGACCCAAAGUAUUUCAAACACCAGAAUACUCACAUAUAUUUAAAAACGCAUCAUUUGUUGAAUGUAAUGGACCGUUCUGCAGCAUGCCUUUCUUGUUACCACUAAUUAGAAAAUCUGUACAGAUGCCAGCACCUCGUUUAUUAGGUUAUAAACGGGCUGAUGUACAGUUAAUAGACAGAACAAAAUUAUCAAUGGAUACAAUUAGAUUAACAUUUCAAGUAACUGGUCCAGAUCAUAUUACCAAUUUUAUCAUGCCAAGAGAAGGUGUCAGUGUACAAAGAUGGAGUUUAGAAGAUGGAGAACCUCUACCCAUUAUUUCACUUCCUAUAUUUCAACAACCUACAUACUUCAUUUACUAUAGUUAUGAAACUAAACCAGUAGUACCUUGGCAGUUCUCUAUUAUUUUACAUGUAAGAAGAGAUGAUAAUAUACCAUUGUUAGAUUAUUCAGUUGUCGGCCAUUAUUUACAUGGCAAGCUUCAAGUCUCACCAGCAUUCUCAACAUUAUUACAACAACUGCCUCCCUGGUGUGCUAUUACACCUACUACUGCCACAGUGGAUGUUUAUGAAUUUUAA
Messenger RNA from Lottia gigantea (owl limpet), 2673 nucleotides. RefSeq lists its product as hypothetical. Gene Ontology annotation, biological process: proteolysis. Gene Ontology annotation, molecular function: metalloexopeptidase activity. The coding region runs from base 1 to 2673 and encodes 890 amino acids. NCBI's taxonomy places the organism in Eukaryota, Metazoa, Mollusca, Gastropoda, Lottiidae. The record is from RefSeq and is a predicted model, not a curated record. The transcript has 14 exons.